AUGAAUAUGACAAAAACACACUUCACUGUGACUGAAUUUGUGUUCCUGGGGCUCUCAUCUCAGCCAAAGAUGCAGCUCAUUCUUUUUGUGAUGUUCUUGUUUGUCUAUUUAUUAACGGUGGCAGGAAAUAUUAUAAUUAUCACUGUCAUCCAGAUAGAACCUCGUCUCCACACACCCAUGUACUUUUUCCUCACUAAUUUAUCCUUCCUGGAUAUCUGCUACACAUCCACCAAUGUCCCAAAAAUGCUGUCAAACAUGGUGGGAAAAAAGAAGACCAUCCCAUUCUCCAGCUGGGCUGCUCAGACGUCCUUCUCCUUCUCCUUUGGGAUGAUUGAAUGUGCUCUCCUUGGUGUCAUGGCUUAUGACAGAUAUGUAGCCAUAUGUCAUCCUCUUUAUUAUAUAGUCAUCAUGAACCAAAUCACCUGUGUCCAGUUGGCAACCAUUUCUUGGUUCAGUAGCUUCUUGAGUUCCAUGGUCAUCAACAUCUUCACUUUGAGUUUGCCAUACUGUGGACCCAAUGUCCUCAAUUACUUCUUUUGUGAGGUUCCUUCCAUCCUGAGAUUGGCUUGCACUGACACCUCAUUUACGGAGAUGGUUGUUUUUAUCUUCAGUAUCAUCAUUGUCUUCAUUCCUUUUAUCCUCAUUAUUGUUUCCUACACCCAAAUCCUUCUGUCAGUUCUUAGGAUACAGUCAGUCUCUGGGAGGCAAAAGGCCCUGUCCACCUGUGCCUCCCAUCAGACGGGGGUGGCCUUACUCUAUGGAACUGCCAUCUUCAUGUACAUGAGACCCCAGUCAAAGUCCUCCAGGGCUGGGGGCAAGAUCAUCAUGGUGUUCUACACUGUUAUCCCACCCAUGCUCAACCCCUUGAUCUAUAGCCUAAGGAACCAAGAUGUAAAAGGAGCCCUAAGGAGAGCUUUUGCAAAACAGAGGGCAUGA
Messenger RNA from Phacochoerus africanus (Common warthog), 936 nucleotides. Its product is annotated as olfactory receptor 2G3-like. Lineage: Eukaryota; Metazoa; Chordata; Mammalia; Artiodactyla; Suidae. The record is from RefSeq and is a predicted model, not a curated record. Gene Ontology annotation, biological process: G protein-coupled receptor signaling pathway. Gene Ontology annotation, cellular component: membrane. Gene Ontology annotation, molecular function: G protein-coupled receptor activity; olfactory receptor activity.